AUGCAGUUCACUUUGCUUACCGCUACCCUGCUUGCGUCUCUUGUAUCAGCUCGAGACUUCACCUUGUACAACGACGCCAACUUCAAAGGCGGGUCUCAUAGAGAGACACGUGGGGACGAUGGCGCUUGCUGGAAUUUGAAUGGUAAAGGCGACCAAGCAAGCUCUGUCAAAGGCCUAAAUGGAUGCACCACUUUCUUUAGGGAACGUGACUGCACAGGAUCCAGUUGGAACAACUGGGGUGAUGCGGCGACUGUCCCGAGUUUCCUCAAUGACCACAUCUGGUCAUUCCGCAACAGUGAUGCAUGCUGCGAUCACAAAGGUCGUUCCCUUUGCCUUGCAAGCUGUACCACUGGCUGUGCUCCGCUUGGGAAUGGGGCAGCUACCUGUAUUGAAAAUUGCCGUCCGUUUUGCAAGGGUGCAUUCCACUGCAUCUCCGGUUAG
Fusarium coffeatum is the source of this 441-nucleotide messenger RNA. RefSeq lists its product as uncharacterized. Lineage: Eukaryota; Fungi; Ascomycota; Sordariomycetes; Hypocreales; Nectriaceae. The record is from RefSeq and is a predicted model, not a curated record. Bases 1 to 441 code for a protein of 146 amino acids. The transcript has 4 exons.